Dermacentor albipictus is the source of this 1617-nucleotide messenger RNA. It is a transcript of the gene icln, whose product is annotated as chloride nucleotide-sensitive channel icln. Lineage: Eukaryota; Metazoa; Arthropoda; Arachnida; Ixodida; Ixodidae. The record is from RefSeq and is a predicted model, not a curated record. Gene Ontology annotation, biological process: spliceosomal snRNP assembly; mRNA cis splicing, via spliceosome; chloride transport. Gene Ontology annotation, cellular component: methylosome; pICln-Sm protein complex; plasma membrane.
AGCGUUCCGAUGCUCUCGUCAUAGCCAACUGAAGCCUUCGUCCAGUCAACAGUUUCGUCCUUCCUCUCACGAUACGCAUGUGCUACUUUUGCAUCAACCAACUAGCAACAUUGGAAGCCGCGAAAGGCUGCACGCACGAGGCACGAUUCUCGGCAUAUCAGGAGCGCCUGUCUUCAUCGCGCACCUGGCUCCAGAAGAUUCUCUUAGGAGUAUCUGCUUCUGCUUCAGCCUGAACGUAUUAAAUCGGCGCAACGGUGCGGCUGUAGCAUAUUUAUUCGUCUUUGUGUUGCUUGUGUUAACGGUGUAAGUAACUGUAGGCUAGGGCUGUGGUGGUCGCAUGUUUUGAUCACUAUUUCGUGUGUCUGACCAGCUGCAGCGUGUUGCGGCGUGAUAUAAAGCGUAGACAUAACCCCAUUACGGGCGCAUCGGCUGGAGCAAAUCGAUGCAAGUUCUGGCUCGUAUGUGGAAAUAAACGCACGUGUUCGUGCGACAACAUGGUGAUCCUUACCAGCUUCCCGCCACCGGACGAAGGCAUCCGUCACCGCGAGGAGGCGACGGCCGCGUUCAUCCAAAGCAGGGGCCUGGGCAAGGGAACGCUCUACAUCGCCGAGAGCCGUGUCUCAUGGGUUGGCCAAGACAGCUCUGGCUUUUCACUGGAGUACCCGUCUGUGGCACUGCAUGCUUUGUCGCGGGACCUGCGAGCCUUUCCAGAGGAGUGCCUCUAUCUUAUGAUUGACGGUGAUCUGGGUGAAGGUGAAGAAGAGUCCAGCGAGAAUGGACAGGAUGAUGACGAGCAACCUGCGUCAGAGAUCCGCUUCGUGCCAGACGACAAGUCGCACUUGGAAGCCAUGUACAAGGCAAUGUCAGAGUGCCAAGCCCUGCACCCAGACCCUGCUGAUGUUGGUGAUUCAGAUGAUGAUGCCGUUUACGAGGACGCCGAUGAGGAGGAUGAAGGGGCUGAGUACGACGUCCGAGCAGCCGAACAGCAGCGCGGCUGCCACCAACUCGAAGCUGAUGCAGGUAAUGGUGACUGGGAGGCUGGGGAUGAGCCCAUGGAGACGGGUCAAUUUGAAGAUGCAGAACCAGACCAUUGAAUCUAGCUUCAUUCACCUCGCCGGAUGCUUCCGCUACAAAAGGCACUGAUAUAAGGAGAAUACAUCUUGUCAUUUGUAUGAAGAGACAGCAGAGUGGUCCAUUUCACCAACCGUUGUUGCAUGAGGUGCUAAACCUAAUGAAUAGCUGGGAGGACAUCGCAAAGUUAUCACUGCUGUUUGACUUCACAAUGAGUGAUACCCUGCAUUUGUUUGCCUGAUGCUAUCGCCCUGUCUGCAUAGAAGCUGAAUAGACAUUGCUAGCUGCCUUGUUUAAAGUUAGAUUAUGGGGAUUGCACAGGAGAAGCAGAAAUAUAUUAUGCAUAUUGAGGCAGUUUCACUGCUGAACUUGACAUCACAUGAUUCAUUGUAUUUAUCGUUUCCAGGGCUACACUUUCACUCAGCCAAAGAGGAAAGCGUGUAGACAUGUUUGCGUGUAUGUGCUGUAUGUCCUUUAUGUUUGUCUUCGUCUCCCUUCUGAAGGAAGGUGUCAGGACGCCAAAUAAACUUUGUUACUCAUUCUGCA